AUGUCGAGGACAACCGAUAAGUGGGAAUGGAUUGUCGUCUGUCUGACCUCCCAAACGCCAAUCACCAGCUCCCUUGAGCGGAUGGAAGGAGGAAACAGCAGCGACUCGAGAGACAAGUGGAAUAUCCAGAGACCGCUCGAGGAGGUCGCUCGAGACCCUGGUCUGGAGGGCCCCGCCUGCAAGUAA
Molecule: messenger RNA, 186 nt
Organism: Clonostachys rhizophaga
Lineage: Eukaryota; Fungi; Ascomycota; Sordariomycetes; Hypocreales; Bionectriaceae
Source: the annotation of a GenBank genome assembly